Lolium rigidum is the source of this 1294-nucleotide messenger RNA. RefSeq names its product BAG family molecular chaperone regulator 1-like. Lineage: Eukaryota; Viridiplantae; Streptophyta; Magnoliopsida; Poales; Poaceae. The transcript has 4 exons. Gene Ontology annotation, biological process: protein stabilization. Gene Ontology annotation, molecular function: protein-folding chaperone binding; adenyl-nucleotide exchange factor activity. The record is from RefSeq and is a predicted model, not a curated record. The coding region runs from base 149 to 967 and encodes 272 amino acids. Gene Ontology annotation, cellular component: cytoplasm.
UCGCUCUUCUCCCACACCCGAAACGGCACGGUACCACACCGACCAAGCCCACACUAGUUGUUCCUUCCUCCCCGUGGAAGCUUCUCCCCCAACCUCACUGCUACUGUGCGACCCAGGCGCAGGCGCGCGUGUUAUCCUCUUCUUGGGGAUGGCGACGGUGAUGCACCGGUCGAGCUCGGGGUCCAGCAGCGGCUGGUCGGAGGCGGCGGCGGCAGCGGCGGCGGCGGCGGGGGAGGAGGAGAGGGCCGGGUGGGAGGUCCGGCCGAGCGGGAUGGUGGUGCAGGCCAGGGACAGGGAGGACGGCGGCGCCGCAGCGGUGCCGCCCAGGCCGCCGCCGCCGGAGAUCAGGGUGCGGGUCAAGUACGGCGCCGCCCGCCACGAGGUCGCCGUCUCCUCCAUUGCCACCUUCGGUGAUCUGAAGAAGGCGCUGGCGGCGAGAACGGGGCUGCACCCGGCGGACCAGCAAGUUACGUACAAGGGGCGGGAGCGGGGCAACUCCGAGUACCUGGACGCGUGCGGCGUCAAGAACAAGUCCAAGCUCGUCGUCUCCGAGGACCCAGCCAGCCUCGAGCGCCGCUACAUCGAGCGGCAGAGGGCCGCCAGGAUCGAGGCCGCCAACCGCGCCAUUGGCGCCGUCGCGCUCGAGGUCGACAAGCUCGCCGACCAGGUAACAAGCAUCGACAAGUCGGUCUCCGGCGGGACCAAGGUGGCGGAGGUGCAGAUCACGACGCUGAUCGAGCUGCUCAUGCGGCACGCCGUGAAGCUGGAGACCAUCCCCGCCGACGGGGACUCCUCCUCGCAGAAGAACAUCCAGGCGAAGAGGGUGCAGAAGUGCGUGGAGGCGUUGGACGUGCUCAAGGUGUCCAACGCGCGGCUGCAGCAGCGGGCGGCGGUGGUGGUGACUACGAAAUGGGAGACGUUCGACAACGCCCCGCCUGUGACGACGAAGUGGGAGAUCUUCGACUGAAAGCAGCAGCAGCAGCAACAAAGAUUUAUAUAGAGUGCUCAUUUCAUAUACAGAUUGUUCAUCGUUUGUCCCGUCCUAGUUUUUGUGUCCGUCCCCCUUGCCCGUUAUUCAUUUUGCAAUCGCGGUGAGUUGAGCUGGUUUUAGGUUAGGUCGCAGUUGCGUAAGGACAGGAUCCCACCAUUUGUUUUGUUUGUAAUCAUCGUCAGUCACACCGACCCACCCGAUUGAUGGAUCUCACUCCAAUAAACAGAAAGCAGCGCUGUUCUUUAGUGUACUCUCGAGUGUAAUGUGGAGUAAUGAAUAAUGAUAGUGUUGAGAUUUGAGCCA